Molecule: messenger RNA, 1803 nt
Organism: Dendroctonus ponderosae (mountain pine beetle)
Lineage: Eukaryota; Metazoa; Arthropoda; Insecta; Coleoptera; Curculionidae
Product: aurora kinase C
Exons: 4
Coding region: 131-1171 (346 amino acids)
Biological process (GO): regulation of cytokinesis; protein phosphorylation; mitotic spindle organization
Cellular component (GO): spindle pole centrosome; spindle microtubule; chromosome passenger complex
Molecular function (GO): protein kinase activity; ATP binding
Source: RefSeq, a predicted model, not a curated record
GCGAACGUGAUCUGUCAAUAACCCCGAAAAACCGUUGACACUAAGUUUAAAUGCCUGUUCGCCAUAUGAUUUCGCAUAUUGUGUUCAGCUGCAAAGAUUUCAAAUUAUCGCUUUCACUUUAAAGUUCAUCAUGACUUCUGUUUCAUCCGGGAAGUUGCAGGGAAACCAAGAGGAAGUUUCCAAACCAAUUAAACCCAAAAUCGUAAAGACCUGUGCCAACACUCCAUCCCAACCGGAUAAAGGAGCCCCAUUAAACCAUGAAAACAAGGAAAAUGUGGAAAACAGUAAACCAACAGUAUCUGGAGAAGCUGGAAAGAAGCCUGAAGAGACGAAAUUCAAAUGGGCAUUGACUGAUUUCGAUAUAGGUAGACCACUAGGCAAAGGAAAAUUUGGAAACGUGUAUCUCGCAAGAGAGAAAAAAUCCAAAUUUAUUGUAGCACUGAAAGUGUUAUUUAAAAAUGACAUCAAAGAAUUUAACAACGAGCACCAAGUACGACGUGAAGUGGAAAUUCAGACUCACUUACGACAUCCUAACAUUUUGCGAAUGUACGGCUAUUUUCACGAUGAGAGCAGAGUGUAUUUAAUUUUAGAAUACGCACCAAAAGGAGCGGUGUAUUCAACAUUAAUGAAGUUGCCGAACAAGAGGUUUCCAGAAGAGGUUUGUGCGAAUUAUGUGGCUCAAAUCGCUGAUGCCCUCCUCUACUGCCAUAAACGAAAAGUAAUUCAUCGGGAUAUUAAACCGGAAAACCUGCUAUUAGGGGCCAAUGGAGAAAUUAAAAUAGCCGAUUUUGGUUGGUCUGUACAUGCUCCCAGUUCACGACGUACCACACUCUGUGGAACUUUGGACUAUUUACCACCUGAAAUGAUUACCGGUAAAGCGCACGAUGAAAAGGUAGAUCUGUGGGCUCUGGGAGUGCUAUGCUACGAAUUUUUAUCUGGAAAGCCCCCAUUUGAGUCUCCAGAUCAUAAUGACACCUACAGAAAAAUUAGCAGAGCCAUUUUUGGCGUGCCCCCAUAUUUUUCAGCUGAGGCUCUUGACUUAAUUAAAAGACUGUUAGUAGUAAAACCCGAACAUAGACUAGAUUUACAUUUAGUUCUGAAGCAUCCCUGGAUCCUAAAACAUGUAUCAAAAUGCAAAGAUCAAGAAGCUAGUGGAACUCAGAAAAGUUAGUGACUAUUGUGAUAUCUCCGGAGCACAUGAAUGUGAGAAUGAUUUAAGUACUGUUUAAAUUUAGUGGAAAUUAUUUAAGUGUCAGAAAGUUGUUGCUUGUGUUGGCGGUAGGUAUCAUAUAUUGAAUGUUGCUGGUGCAAUUUAUCUGUACUCCAAUUCUGUUAACCAGCUUUUAUAGGAAAGUUUUUGGCUAGAGAAUCAAUGAGUGUACGAACUACACGUACACGAUAUACUUAUUUUCAUUUUUUAAUUUAUACAACAUAAUAAUUUGUUUGGUAUAAAUCUUAUAUUUUGAUAAUGGAAUAAUUUAAAAUAAAAUUGACCCGAAUGCAAUUGUUACAGACUGCUUGUGAUGCUGCUGGUCGGCCAAACAGUAGGUGUUGACAUGUAUAAGAAUAAGUACGUGUUUUACAAAACCAUAUACUUGGUAAACUUUACGUAAAAUCAUGUACUUAUUUCCCACUUGUUAAUAUUUGCUAUAGGUAAUGACUAGUUCUCUCAAAAUACAAGGUCUGCAACACAUACCAUUCAUGUACCCACGUGCUUCAUAUUUAUUUUAGUGACUAAAAUUAGACAAUGUUUCAACAUUAUUUAAAUGGUUUGUGUAUAAAUAAAACCUUUAUUAAGAAAAA